Sitodiplosis mosellana (orange wheat blossom midge) is the source of this 726-nucleotide messenger RNA. RefSeq lists its product as uncharacterized. The transcript has 3 exons. NCBI's taxonomy places the organism in Eukaryota, Metazoa, Arthropoda, Insecta, Diptera, Cecidomyiidae. The record is from RefSeq and is a predicted model, not a curated record. The coding region runs from base 79 to 639 and encodes 186 amino acids.
CAAACAUUUGAUAAUUCAUUCCAGUAGCUAUUUCGAAUUUCAUAAUUGUUUCGUACUUGUUAAAAAUAAGUUUAAGAAAUGUCGCAAAGUAGUGACAAAAUUAAAGGUUUAAAAAGAUUUUUUGUGCAAAAGAAAAAAACAGACGAAGGAAAUCCAGAAAAAGUUUCACAUGAAACUCACAGCGAUAAGCCAGAUACAGAAGCCGCAAAUGCCGAACAAAUCGAACCCGCACCGAGUGUUGAUAAUAAAAAAACACAAAACUCGUCUGAAUUGCUUGAACUCGAAACCGAAGAAUAUGAACGCGAAUAUGACACAUGCAUAAAAUCAUCUCAAGUUCAAAUAACAAGUGGUGUUCAGCGUAAUAUCCAUUGCAAAGUUUGUGUGAAAUUUCCUGCUAUUGUUCGACGCAUGUGUGCAAACAACAAACCACCAGCUAUUACAUUGGAAUCUGGCACGCGCUAUCGAGCGAAAACUGUUGCUGAUCACUUUGCGACGCCUUAUCAUAAAGAAUGUAAACAAGCUGAUACGGUCACCAAACAGCGAUGGUAUAAAGGAAUUUUUGCCACUGCCGAAGAUCAAGAAGACGAUUACGACGAAGAUUAUUUAUUAGAAUCGAAGAGUAAUAAUAUCAAUUUCUAAAUUGCUACAAGUUUCAUUUACAUUUGGAUCAAAAAGAUGAUUUGUUGAAUCAGCAAAAUACAUUCAAUAAAUAUUCACAACAUUUUG